Molecule: messenger RNA, 1480 nt
Organism: Synchiropus splendidus (mandarinfish)
Lineage: Eukaryota; Metazoa; Chordata; Actinopteri; Syngnathiformes; Callionymidae
Exons: 9
Coding region: 217-1320 (367 amino acids)
Source: RefSeq, a predicted model, not a curated record
CAGAGCUAACGCAAGUCAGCCUUUGUCAACGCAAACAAUAAUGCUAACCUUUAUUUAGUCGCCGCAGCAUCCUCGCCCUGAAGAAAAUCAGAUCAAGGAACAAACCUAUUUAUCUAUUUAAAGAUCAACGAAUUCAAACGAAAAGUGACCUUACCGGACACCGACAUUCCGGUUUUGCAUGUCCAGUAUUAUGGUGGAGCAGCCACGUUUAUCGUCAUGUCAGGGUUGAAGUACCGAAUUUCACUGCCUGUGGCUGCUGGUGUCCUAUUGGUCGGCCUUCCCUACUCCAUCUCACUGGCCGCCCAGUGGCUUUACGGAUGGCCCAACAAGCCUGGAUUUAAAAAAUACAUCGAAGCCAUUAAGCCACGGCGGAUAUACUGUCUGACCAGAGCGGUGCUUGAGACACUGAAGUAUCUGCAGUAUGGGAGACUCUACUUUCAGUGGAAGUCGUGGUACAAGAACGAAGGGAAUCGGAAACAUUAUGAGAAGGGCAUCACAUUUGGACGCCGGGGCAACAAGCUGGACCUGUACCACCCCCCCUCAUCAGACAGGAAUGCGCCAGCACCACUGGUGGUGUUCGUAUAUGGAGGCGGGUGGGGUUCUGGAGACCGAUCCAUUUACUGUCUGUUGGCCAGACAAAUGGCCAAAGAGCUGAACGCAGCUGUCAUCUGUCCCGACUACUGCACUUACCCAAAGUGUAACGUUCUAGCGAUGGUUCAAGACGUGGCUGACAGCCUGGUGUGGGCCCAAGAGAACGGGCCCAAAUACAACUUUGAUAAUAACAAUAUGGUUAUCAUUGGACACUCAGCUGGAGCACAUCUAUCAGCGCUGACCAUUCUGUUUCUCAUUGAUGCACGAGAGGAACUGUUUGUUGAAGCAAACAAACAACGAGAUGUUUUGCUGGCAGUACGAGGGAUCAUUGGUCUGAGCGGCGUCUACAACAUCAUGGACCACUACAAGCACGAGCAGAGGCGAGCAGUGGAGUACGUCUCCACCAUGCACAAGGCCAUGAACGGCGUGGAGAAUUUCCCCUACUACUCCCCGACACACUGGCUGAGCAAGUUCAGCGCUGACAAACUGAGCAGGGUUCCUCCAUUUGCUUUGCUGCACGGAACCAACGACAUCAUCGUCCCAUCUGAGGCCUCUGUGAAGUUCUCAGAGAUGCUGCAGUCGCUCUCCAUCAAGGCGUCUCUCUACCUGCUGCCGGGACUGGACCACACUGAGAUGGUGACGGACCUGAUGGCACCAGACAGACACUUCUUCUCCCCCAUCUACAGCUGCAUCAAGCAGGAGUACAAGAAGCUCAAGGAGUCCUGCUGACAUCCUCUCGCAUGCAGUUAACAACAGUUUUUAAUGUUUCAUUGAAUCUGAAUCAGUUGCCUUGUUUCUGAUUUAGAGUUACAUCAUCGCCUUUGUUGACAUUUGAAUGCAUUUCUCCAUGUCUCUGGAUUAUUUAUGAGUCAUUCAGACAUUAAAACUC